Molecule: messenger RNA, 1872 nt
Organism: Lolium rigidum
Lineage: Eukaryota; Viridiplantae; Streptophyta; Magnoliopsida; Poales; Poaceae
Product: phosphatidylinositol glycan anchor biosynthesis class U protein-like
Exons: 14
Coding region: 189-1550 (453 amino acids)
Biological process (GO): attachment of GPI anchor to protein; protein localization to cell surface
Cellular component (GO): GPI-anchor transamidase complex; membrane
Source: RefSeq, a predicted model, not a curated record
CCCUCUCCGGCUCUCCCCCACGGUUGCCGGACCUCGCCGUCCGCCCGGCGAGCUUGUUGGGCUGUGUAGGCGAUGGGCCUGACCACGGGAGCGUCUUCCCCUGCCGGCCACUAGCAAGCGAAUCAGCCCACUGGCCUAGAACUGCUCCGGUCACUGCCGAGAAGACGGGGCUGCUCAGAUCGGCGGCGAUGGCGAUCCGGCACUACUGGUCGAUGGCCGCGGCGGCCGUCGGGUUCCGCCUCGUCCUGGUGCUCUUCGGCGGGGACCUCCACCUUUCCUCCCGCCCGGAGGUCUCCACCCCCCUCACAUCCCUCCGCCGCCUGGCAGAAGGAUACUGGCUGAAGCAGGCGUCCAUGUCCCCCUAUUCCGGUUCCAUGUAUCAUGGUUCUCCUUUGCUGCUAUCGGUUCUUGGCCCAUUAACCAGCAAAAGGUCAGGUGGACACCACGCCCACAUAUAUUGCAGUUUGGUUUUUGUGGCUGUAGAUUUUAUAGCUGCUAUGCUCAUCCGAUCAACUGGGCGCACACUCCAAAUAGCACGCGGCAAAAGCUUGAAGUCCCUUGACCUCGCAAAAUCAGUAAACGAUCCAGUGAAUGCAAGUGCGGGAGAUACUGCUUCUCUAAUAUAUUUGUGGAACCCUUGGACAAUAAUCACCUGUGUGGGUUCAUGUACGUCACCAAUCGAGAAUUUAAUGGUUGUGGUAAUGAUAUAUGGAGCAUGUUCCCGUCUCGCGCCACUCGCUGCCUUUGGUUAUGUUAUGGCAACACACCUUUCUCUUUAUCCUGCAAUCCUCAUUUUACCGGUUACUCUUUUACUGGGUUAUGGCCCAGAUACUCCUCCAGCCAAAGUUUUUCUUCAAAAAGGAUUAAGUGCCAGUGAAGUUGACAUUUCGGAUCUUGGAAAAAGUACUAGCCAAAGAGGUUUUGGACAAAUCUCAUGGAAACCAGUACUCCACUUCAUGUUGUGGGUGUUUAUCUGGUCAUGUUAUGUGCUGGUAUUGAACAGCAUUAUUCUAAAUAAAGCGGGUGGCCUUCAGGAGAUGUUUGAAAAGACAUAUGGUUUUAUCCUUACAGUGAAGGAUUUAUCACCAAAUAUUGGCGUGUUAUGGUAUUUCUUUGCCGAAGUCUUCGACUUCUUCAGAAGCUUCUUCCUUAUAGUCUUUAAUAUGAACAUUAUCUUUAUGGUCUUGCCGUUGGCAAUCCGUUUAAAGCAUCGACCGUGCUUCCUCGCCUUUGUUUACACAGCAAUUGUCGCCAUGUUGAAGUCUUAUCCCUCGGCUGGAGAUUCAGCUCUAUAUCUAGGACUUCUGGGCUUAUUUGCCAAUGAAUUAGCAGAGAUGCAAUUCACCUUCUUCUUGUUUUUCGGAUAUAUCGGAGUCUCACUCCUGAGCCCUGUCAUGCACAACCUAUGGAUCUGGAGGGGUACUGGUAAUGCAAAUUUCUACUUUGCUACUGGCUUGGCUUAUACCUGCCUUCAGACCGUGUUGGUCGUAGAGACUGUAAGUUCGAUGAUAAAGCAUGACAGGAAACUAAGGCUACUGAUAAAAACUUAACUGCAUUCCUCAGAAGUUCAACAACGCAGAUGCUUUCCUUGCUGGUUCACUAAGACGCGAAGUUGCGGAUGGUUGAUUAUUCUGGGAUUUUGGGUAGAUUAGUUGCAGGUCCUGAUUAGUUGAUAAUGUUCCACAUCAUGUUGUACUAUACCUCCCACAUUUGUAAAUUAUAUGGGCCACAGUUUCUUAACCAAGAUUAGAGAGAAUCUAGGUUUCUUCCUCAACUAUAGCUCCCGUACUGAGUUCCUCUAUGGAUCCUGUGAUUACUGCUUUAUCUGAUCGGACAUGGUGGAAUUAAUCAUUGGUAUAAUCUGUGCCAUCA